Molecule: messenger RNA, 927 nt
Organism: Poeciliopsis prolifica (blackstripe livebearer)
Lineage: Eukaryota; Metazoa; Chordata; Actinopteri; Cyprinodontiformes; Poeciliidae
Product: olfactory receptor 11A1-like
Exons: 2
Coding region: 1-927 (308 amino acids)
Biological process (GO): G protein-coupled receptor signaling pathway
Cellular component (GO): membrane
Molecular function (GO): olfactory receptor activity; G protein-coupled receptor activity
Source: RefSeq, a predicted model, not a curated record
AUGGGUGGUGAAGUUAAUGAAACAUAUAUAACCCUUGAAGGACAUGUAGAGUUGGACAAAUACAGGCAUAUUUUUUUUGCAGUCAUGCUAGCAGCGUAUGUUUGUAUUGUCGUCUCUAACCUGACCAUUGUGUAUCUCAUAUGGACGCACAGAAACCUCCAUGAGCCCAUGUACAUUUUCAUCGCCGCUUUGCUUCUGAACUCUCUUGUUUUCAGCACCAACAUCUAUCCAAAACUACUUUCGGAUUUUCUAUCUGAGAAACAGACUGUAUUGUAUUCAGCUUGUUAUUUUCAGUUUUUUCUCUUUUAUUCUCUUAGCGGCUCAGAGUUUUUACUGCUGGCAGCUAUGGCCUACGAUCGUUAUGUGUCUAUAUGUAAACCUUUACAAUACGCAACAAUAAUGGGGAGGAGCACGGUUAGUAUUUUCCUGAGUUUGGCUUGGCUGGUGCCUGCCAGUGUGACCGGUGUGCAGGUGGUACUCAGUUCCAACAUUAAACUGUGUACAUUGAAUUUGGAUGGGAUCUUGUGUAACAAUUCAAUUUACAAAAUGUACUGUGUAAGCUCAAAGGUGCACAUUGUGUUUGGGGCUCUCUCUGUGGCUUUCACUGCUAUUUUUCCCCUGAUUUUCAUAGUUUUUAGUUACACCAGAAUAUUGAUCAUAUCCUAUCGCAGCUGUAAAGAAGUCAGAAAGAAAGCUGCUCAGACCUGCUUGCCCCACUUGUUAGUGUUGAUCAGUUUCUCUUGUUUGUGUGCGUUUGAUGUCAUCAUAGUCCGACUGGGAUCUGACCUUACAAAGUUAAUACGUUUAAUAAUGACUUUACAGACAGUUUUGUAUCAUCCUCUAUUAAACCCAGUCAUAUACGGUUUAAAAAUGAAGGAAAUAUCUAAACAAUUGAAAAGGUUAUUUCAUCAAACUAAAGCUCAAUAG